Messenger RNA from Triticum dicoccoides, 1429 nucleotides. Its product is annotated as SUMO-activating enzyme subunit 1A-like. Gene Ontology annotation, biological process: protein sumoylation. The record is from RefSeq and is a predicted model, not a curated record. Lineage: Eukaryota; Viridiplantae; Streptophyta; Magnoliopsida; Poales; Poaceae. The transcript is spliced from 10 exons. Gene Ontology annotation, molecular function: SUMO activating enzyme activity. Gene Ontology annotation, cellular component: SUMO activating enzyme complex; cytoplasm. Bases 165 to 1154 code for a protein of 329 amino acids.
GGAAACUCAUUUUCUCCAAAACCCUCCCGGCUACUCCCUUCUCGUCUUUUUCUUGUAGUACCACAUCGCAAAACAAGAGAAAAAUCCGGACCUUGCGGCUUUCCCCCUUGCUCGGCUGCUAACCGGAUUCGCGUCUCAGGCUCGGGAUCCGGGCGUUCCGUGCGAUGGGCGGCGGCGGCGGCGCGGAGGAGGAGCUGACGGCGCAGGAGACGGCGCUCUACGACCGCCAGAUCCGCGUCUGGGGCGUCGAUGCCCAGAAGAGGCUAAGUAAGGCGCAUGUGCUUGUGUGCGGCGUCAACGGUACUACUAUUGAGUUCUGCAAGAACAUUGUUCUAGCAGGAGUUGGCAGUUUAUCAUUGAUGGACGAUCACAUGGUCACAGAGGAUGAUCUCAAUUCAAACUUCCUAAUUCCUCAUGAUGAGAGUGUGUAUGGUGGUAAAUCACGGGCAGAGGUUUGCUGCGAGUCCUUAAAAGAUUUCAAUCCAAUGGUCCGAGUUGCUGUUGCAAAAGGUAACCCAUCACUAAUUGAUGGAACAUUCAUUGACAUGUUCGACAUUAUUGUAGUCAGCUGCGCAUCUCUUAAAACAAAGUUGUUUAUUAAUGACAACUGCCGGAAGAGAAGCAAGCAUAUUGCCUUCUACUCUGUAGAGUGCAAGGAUUCUUGUGGUGAAAUAUUUGUUGAUCUGCAGGACCAUAGCUAUCUUCAGAAGAAGCCUGGAGGAGAACCUGAACAGCAGGAGUUGAAAUAUCCUAGUCUGCAGGAAGCUAUUUCUGUGCCCUGGAAGGAUCUGUCCAAAAGAACAACUAAAUUGUACUACGCAAUGAGAGUCUUGGAAAGUUAUGAAUCAUCUGAAGGGCGCGACCCUGGUGAGACAUCACUUUCUGAUCUGCCUGCAGUUUUGGCUCGGAGGAAGGAUAUGUGUGAUAGAAUGUCUGUGGACGAGUCUAAAAUUCCUACAUCUCUUCUGGAACGGCUUCUAGCAGCUGGGAAAAAGGAACAUCCUCCUGUAUGUGCAAUCCUUGGUGGCAUUCUUGGUCAGGAGGUGAUCAAAUCAAUAUCUUGCAAGGGCGAUCCGAUCAAGAAUUUCUUUUACUUCGACGAUGCUGAUGGUAAAGGGGCCAUGGAGGACAUCCCCCCAACUCCUGAAGACUAAAUCACGUGAUACCUAACUCUCAUCCGACAUGGCUUGCUGAUAAUUGUACCCAAUCAUUAGAGUCGAACAUGUGACAACUCUAGUUCAGUGGCUGAGGCUGGAAACUCAACUCAGCACUUUAGUGUUUUUAUUAUUGUACUUAGCGUUCGUUUUAGCGUUGGCAUCAUGCUAUGGCACCUGGGUACUGCGAUGAACAGAACUGACAUUCUCGUCCAAAGAAUUUCAAAGCUGAAGGCAGGCAUGCUAUUGAAUGAUGAAAUGAUUUGAUUUCUGCU